CCCAGAUGGCAUGUGGAAGAUGUGUAGGGUUUGCAUAGACAGCGGGAGGACAGCAGGGACCUGGAGAGGCUAGGGCCAAGAGAUGAAGGAGCCUUGUGACAGGAGCGCGGAUGUGUGCUGGGGUGGGCUGUGCCUGCCUGGAUUGUGGCGCCGCCGCCUGGUGGAGCCUGGCACUGAGCCUGUGGGUAGGGGCGGCUGGAGACCGCCUCUCUGCGCGGUCCCUCUACCUGCUGGGGGCGGGGAGGAAGAAAGGCGGGCACCAAGCGAUAGGGUGAGUCACUCCUCUCCCUAGGGUUAGGAGAGGGACUUCUCUCCCUUCCCGGGGUCUGCGCUUUGGCUCCAGGCUCCGGGCUCCAGUUCCGCGACUCCCUCGGCUACUCUCCCGGGCGGCGCGACUCCUGCCUCCCUUCUGAGGCUGCUCCAGUCGCCUUUCUAUAUAGGUGAGGACUAGGUGAACUGUCUGAGCUCCACGAGUCAUAUACUUCACUGCAUUUGUGAAGUCAGAGAGGCCUGAAUUCCCAAGGAAAAUUCCCUAAGCACGAGGCGUCUGUGUAUAAGGUGCUGCAGCUCGAAGCCAGGGCCUCACCCAUGAUAGGCGGGUGCUUUACCAAUGAGCUACACUCCUCAGUUGCAGUGUUUUCUACAUUCUUGGCCCAGAGGAAUUGUUUCCUGUUCUGAAGCUUUUGGAGAGAUCAAGGUUCAGCAUCAUUCCUGAGUCUUAGCUGCUGACUGUGUAUCCAUAGCAAAGGCUUUAGAGACUUGUUUUUUUCAGUGCAAACAAUGACUUUCGUGGACUGUAAUCUCAGUAACACAUGUUUUCUCUGUAACCUGAAAGAAUACCCAGCACUUGUCAGCAAAUCUGUGGAGACCUUAUAAAAGCCCUUGUAACUGAACAGCUGUGACUCCAGGUUGGCCAGGGGCUAUCUUAACAAUAGUAAAUAUCCAUUUGCCUUCUGGAAGAUUCAACUGCUGCCACACAGAACUGCUGCUGAAACACCAUGUCUAAGAACUCAGAGUUCAUCAAUCUGUCAUUUUUAUUAGAUCAUGAGAAGGAAAUGAUCCUGGGAGUCCUAAAGAGAGAUGAAUAUUUGAAAAAAGUGGAAGACAAGAGAAUAAGGAAGCUGAAAAAUGAACUUUUAGAAGCAAAGCGUAGAAGUGGGAAGACUCACCAAGAGAGCAGCAGAGUCUGUGUUCACUGUCAGAAAAACCUUGGCCUCAUCUUUGACCGGGGAGAUCUGUGCCACGCCUGCUCACUCAGGGUGUGCAGUGAGUGUCGAGUCACUGGCCUUGAUGGCAGCUGGAAGUGCACUGUCUGUGCCAAAGUCGCGCAGCUGAGGAUUAUAAGUGGAGAAUGGUUUUUUGAAGAGAAGGCAAAGCGUUUCAAGCAAGUCAAUGUUCUGGGCACUGAUGUUGUUCGACAGUCCAUCUUAAGAAGAAGUCCAGGAUCUGAAGAAAUACAAAGCCAAGAGCAAGCCCACCAAGAUGUAGACAAGUCAGAUACUUCAUCUUCUCUCAGGCAGAAAGCCACUCAUGAUGGGCCCAAGAGGAAGGGAUUUCUUCUGAGCAAGUUCAGAUCAGCAACCAGAGGAGAAAUCAGAACUCCAAAACCUGAAAGUGGGAGGAGCUAUAGCUUGGAUUUAGACAGUCAAACUUUUCAGAGUUUCAAGUCAGCCCCUGGUUCAGACAGGAAAAGUACCGCGUCAUCAGACCUCAUUGACCAGGAGGCAGGACGAGGAACACUGAAAAGCGGCUACAGCAAUGGUGGAAUCCCAGUCACUCAGAGGUCACCAGCCCCAAGUGCUCGUAGUGUGAGCUCCAUCAGCAGUAGAGAACAUGGUUUUGAAAAUUCCAUGGCUUCGGCUGCCAGUGAAAGCGCCUCUGAGGAGCUCAAGAAGAGUCACCGCAGAAACACAUCUAUUACACCCUCCAUAGCAGUGUCUGGUGCCUCUGUUUCCUCAGACUGGAGUCAAUCUGAGUUAGAUUUGAGUGAGUCAUUUACAGAAGACUUAGAGGACACUUCAAGUGUAAGAAGCAGAUCUGUUCCUGGGGCAUUAGACAAAGACUUGAACUCCCUAGAAGAGGCUGAAGAUGGUGCUGAUGACUUAGUGUCCUCUGGGUUUUCUGCAAACCCCCACAGUCUGGCAACUGGUCUGUCAACGAACUCCCAAGCAGGAUCUGAUAGGAAGAGGAGCUACCUAAAUGUGCCUGAUGCUGAUUCAGACACCACCAGCCUUAACAGCAUGAUGAGUGUUUACAGUGAGACAGGAGACUAUGGCAAUGUGAAGGUCACUGGUGAAAUUCUUCUCCACAUCAGCUACUGCUACAAAACUGGUAGCCUCUACAUUGUUGUCAAGAACUGCAGAAACCUGGCCAUAGGAGAUGAAAAGAAACAGAGGACAGAUGCUUAUGUCAAGUCAUACCUUCUUCCAGACAAGUCCCGAAACAAUAAGCGCAAGACCAAAAUCAGGACAGGUACCAAUCCAGAAUUCAACGAAACACUAAAGUAUACCAUCAGCCACACCCAGCUGGAAACAAGGACUCUGCAGGUCUCAGUCUGGCACUAUGAUCGCUUUGGACGCAACAGUUUCCUUGGAGAGGUGGAGAUUGCUUUCGACUCAUGGAACUUUGAAAAUCCAUGUGAUGAGUGGUUUGUGCUUCAGCCCAAGGUGGAGUUGGCUCCUGAUAUAGGCCUUCAAUACAAAGGAGAGCUAACGGUUGUUUUACGUUACAUUCCUCCAGAGGAGAACCCUAUAUUCCCAGUAGGACAACCUCAAGGAAAGAAGACCUUUAAAAAGGGAAAGAAGAAAGAGUCACCUGUCAUCUCUGGUGGAAUACUUGAAGUGUUCAUCAAAGAUGCGAAGAAUCUGACAGCAGUGAAAUCGGGAGGCACUUCUGACAGCUUCGUGAAGGGCUACCUGCUUCCUGAUGAUAACAAAGCCACCAAGCACAAAACUGCGGUUGUAAAAAAGAGUGUUAAUCCUCAGUGGAAUCACACAUUCAUAUUCAGUGGCCUGUAUCCUCAGGAUAUAAAGAACGUUUGCCUAGAACUCACCAUCUGGGACAAGGAGGCCUUUUCCAGCAACAUCUUUCUAGGAGGUGUCCGGUUAAACUCUGGAAGCGGUUUCAGCCAUGGGAAAAGUGUAGACUGGAUGGACUCUCGUGGGGAAGAACAACGCCUUUGGCAAAAGAUGGUUGACAACCCUGGAACAUCUGUAGAGGGAGUUCUCAUGCUGCGUUCCAGCAUGGCGAAAUGUAGGCUCUGAAGGGACCAAUUCUGCAAGAACGACAUCUCUAGUUGCCUGCUGUUUUCUCUCGGCACAGGACUGGGACCUUGAAUUCUGUUUCCCUAUCAUUUCUCACCUAAGGGUAUUAGGACACGAGAGGAGCUAUGUCAGUGUUGUGAACAUUUAGGAUCUUGCUGAUUGUCUAAAAACCAUAUCCUUCUAUAUGUUCACCUACUCAGGCUUCCCUGAGUAGACGAUAGGAAGUGUACCACACCAUCUUGCCAACAAGCAAAACUAUGUAAUGGCUCAUAGGCUUUAUAUCAACAGAAAUGACACAAGCUUAUUGGAAAAUAUCAUUGAGAUUAGGGGUCCUCAAACCUUUCCCAACCAAGUUACUUAAGGUUUCUUCAGUUUGAGAAGAGAAGGGAACACCAAGAAAGCAGAUUGCUUGAAGAAUAACAAAGAGAGAUCCUGGCCACUUUGCUUAUCCUGGGACUGCCUGUGAUGUAAAGAAGGCAUGCUGGGAAUGGUUUGGGAGAUGGGGUAGAAUCCAUUUGUAGUGGCAAACAUCAGGAUGGAGGUGGUAAUGUUUUACGAUGUCCUGGUGGGGUUCUGGUAACUGCAGAAUUCAUCCUCUAAUUCAGCCUCCUUUUGAAAGUGAAGAGAGCUAAAUGAUUACACAUGAUUACACACACACACACACACACACACACACACACACACACGCGCGCACUAAAACAGACACAAACUAGAGUGUGUGUAGAGAAAUUGGAAUAUAAGGUCAUCUUGCUGAUAAACUAGCAAUUAUUGAACUAUGUUACAAAAAUAUUUUGUCUAAUAUUACAAGCCAUUAUGUAAAAAGAAAUAAGAAAUAAGGGACAGUCAAUUUAUAUCUUCACAUUUUGUUCACUAGAGAGACUAGCUAAGUGAAAAGGGAGCUACUCCAGUGUGUGUCUCUCUCGUGCUGCUAUAGGAAAGAGUCAGGAACUCCAUGUUCUCUCUUUCAUUUUCUCUUUAUUCAAGUUCUUAUCUGUUUAUGCUAUUAUAAUGGCAAGUAACAAACCACACCAAAAGUCAAUGACUUAAAAUGAAGACCAUUUUUUUCAUGUCUAUGAAGGUUGGCUAGGAAAGCGCGACUUCCUCCUUAUAGGCCUGAGGAUCCAAAUCAGAUGCUUAUUUCUCAUCCUCAUUAAACCAAAGCCUGAGUGUGGUGAUGGCAGAGGUGUACUUGGAUAAGUCACACUGCUCAAUCACGUAAGUGUGUAUACCUCAUUUGUCAAAAGGAAGCCAUAUUGCUAAGUCCAAAAUCAAUAAAAAAAAAAAAGGAAAUAUGCCUUGCCCACAGUGAUGCCAGUGACAAGAGUGAGUGUUCAAGAAACGAUGGUGAAACAGAGGCCAGUAGUUGAAUCCAUUAUAAGUCCUGUCAUUUUGGUGCCUAAGCUACCAAAUUUAGAAGCAAAGUCAUUUAAAUCCAGAAGGGUUGCCAAGCUUGGUUCUUUAUUUUAUGGGUUCCAACCCUGCCUUCAAGAGAACUGAAAUAACUUGUCCAAGGUCAUGCAGAGGCUGUGACUGAAUCUGGACUUAGCUCCUAGGCAACUUUGACAUGACUCUAUGUUAUCAAGGUGGAUAGAUGAUCACAUGUCAAAGAAAAAUCAUAGUCUGAUUAUUUAAACAUAAACAUACAUGGUCUAUGCCAGAUGUGGUAGGUUAUACUUGUAAUCCCAGCAAUUUGGAAGUGGAGGGAGGAGGAUCAGAAAUUCAAGGUGAGCCUUGGCUACAUAGAGAAUUUUAAUCUAUUCUGGGCUAUAUAGCCAGACCCUAUCUCAGUGGCACCCCAUGCACCAAAAACAUGAAUACUCCAGAUGUUAUGGAAUCAGAUUCAGUUCCUUAUAGCUCAUUUCUUCAUUUUGAUACAUGCAAACCCUUUACAAUCUAACAAAUGAAUGUUAGUAGUAGGAGAACUAAAACCAUGUUCAGAUUCAUUCUACUUAGUUGCUACAUGUUUUUAGAUACGUUUUUGAAAAUUGAAAACUCACUUAAGAAUGUAUCUAAUAUUCUUCAUAGUAAGGGAAUACACAAGCGAUUUCCAGCAUUAUUCAAAAAUAGGUCAUCUAUAGAAAACUCAGUCUAUCAUAGCUCAGUAAAUACGGUACUUCUUAAGGAUUCACACGCCAUUAUGCAGAAAAGAAAGCUAUAUGCUUGGUACUAUUUCUCACAUUGGAAAAAUAAAUCAUCUUCAAACAUGAUUGGAUUCAGUGACAUUUUAGGGGAUGUGAGAAGGUGGUGAUGGUGAAGCCAGUCUCUGGAGUAGAUACAACAAACUAGAUUUAUUCACUAAGAAAAUGUGGUUAAAUAAUUCUUAAAUUUACAUCUUAAACCCAAGAAGAGCAUGAACCUUUGUGUUCAGAUCAAAUUCAAAGCAGUUCUCUGUACAAUUGUUUCAUGAAAUCCAGCAUCUUACUGGGUAUCUCUUUAAUACAAACCCCAGAUACACUAAAUAGAUCAGAAACCACAGGAAAUAUGGGUAAGUCAUCUAUGUUUAAUGCUUCUCCCAGCAAUCUUCUCUUUUUAACAGCAAGCACUUUGGAAUUCAAAAUGAGAUAUAUAUAUAUAUCUUACUCAGCUAUCCACUUUCAUGCAUCCUCCCUACAGAAGUAGAUAUGUAUAUGAAAAAUGAGCACCUAUAGGUGCUUGGGUUUCUGAAAGAUAUCAGAACAAUACAAAACCCACCAACAGAAGUCUGAAAAUCACACACUCCGGAUUUUUUCUGUUUCUAGUUACGAGUUACUUCUCCUCUUGUGCCUCUGAUAGUUCUCAGCAUAACUGUUACCAUUUGGAUUCUUCGGUGCUCUCUUUCUCCUCACUUCUAACCUACUUUCAUGGUAACAUACUUAUGAUGUAAAAUUUGCUUAUCCAAUGCAGACCUUUCUUCUCAGCCCUAGACAAGAUCCAUCAAACCACUUUAGUUAUUCCUGUCACAGCCAAGUAAACAGAGCUAAGAAAUCAUAGGGGGAAACACGUAGGUCACAAAUACCUGUUUCAUAGGAUGCCUUGCAAGCCCUAGGCAACCAAAUGACGAACUAUGACUUUAAGACAAAAUUUACUUAACAGUUGCCACUGAUCACCAAUCUAAGCUUGCCAGCUCCCAGAAAGACGUUACCAGUCAUAUGAACUUGCUUCCAAAACAAUCUGUGUUAUUUCUUCUCUCUUCAAUAAAAGUAUAAUCUUUUCCCUUAUUCUCUCGAUAUACCAGAUACUGCCCUGUGUGUGUGUGUGUGUGUGUGUGUGUGUGUGUGUGUGUGUGUGUGUGUGUGUGUGUGUUAUGGUGUCUGUGUAUAUAGUACAAUUCUAUAUUUCUAUUCACUCUCAAAUAAAACUCCCUUUCUUGAAGAUUGAUUUCUAUAACUGUAUUAUAUGAUGACAACCUAGAUCUAACCACCAGUAUGACAUCUCAGGAUAGCUUCUUUGAAAAUAUGUUCAAACUAAAUACUCUGCUAUCCUUCUUGUUCUCAUCUUCUUGCUCUAGCCUAUCCCAUCUCAGUACUUAGGGGCACCCAUCCUCUAACCCAUGACAGUAACCAGGCAUCGUGGAAUGAUUUUUAUUUCUUGCUUCUCCUUUGCCCAGAAUCAGUCAGGGAAUCAUAUUGAGUCUACUUCUUAACUUUCCUCAUCCCUGUGACAGCACUCAAGUCCGAACUAAUGUCACUGCUUUCUAUGACUCCUUCAGUAGUCUCCCAGCUUUAAUCCUUUUGAAUUGUUUAUUUUUAUUUAUUGUGUGUAUUUAUGAUGUGUAUGUUGCAUACACAUGUGGAGUCCUCUCGUUACCCCUUCACAUAGAUGCUGGGGACUGAACCUGGGUAAUUAGUGUCAUGCUGCAAGUAUGUUCAGCUGCAAUGUCUCUCUGGCUGUUUUCUUUACAGUUAUUCCAGCCUCCACACUAGAAACAGAAUGAUUGAUUCAUCUCAAAAUUGUAUUUUCAAUGUCCAACUAUACAGAAAAGUCAAAAGAACUGCUCUUGACCUAAUGACCUAAAUUUACCAUCUAGCAUUAGCACAUGACUGUACUUGUCUGUGAUUGUAGAGAGGAUAGCUGUCCAUCUCUGGAGUGAUCUAUGUAACUUCCCAUGGGCUUUCAAUUGACCUGAACAUCAAGUUUAAAUUACUGUAGAUGGUCCAGCAUAAGAAGGCUGCUGCCCUUUCUCUAGCGUAUCCCAAGCUGUGUCUCCCCUCUCUGCUUCCUCUCUUUCUCUUUAACCACCUUGUGUGCUUUCUUGUCCACAUUAACCCCAUCCCCAUAAGUCAUCCAGGUCUUCAAUGCUAUGAAUGCUAAUUCCUCAGGAAAGCCUUCUACAUCCUGUGCUGAACUAGGCCACAGAAGCCUGCCUUCAUUUCCCGUUCACUGCACCAAUCACAAUUACAUUCAAUUAUUCAUGUAAUGAAACUUUUGGUGCCUAAGUGAGCUGUCUCUCCACUAUGUAAGGUUCAUAAGGGCAGAAGCAAUGCAUUUUCACAGCCGUAUCCCCAGUGCUUGACUGAGAAUAGGUAAUCAAAACUGUAUGUGAAAUAAGUCAAAAGAAUACAAAAAUAACAUCACAGAGCGUUACAUCAGUAAGCAUUUUUAAAAGCCACCAUUUCAAAGUGAGAGGGGAAGGAGGAGAUAGAGCAAGGGUGGAUAUGGAAUUGCAUGUCUUAACUAGGGAGUUGGGUCAUUGACGGAAUGAAAUGGGGACUACUGAGAGAAAUGAGCUGAAGACUGACAAAGCAUCACGUGUUUGAACAGUAUCCCUCUGACUGCUGUAUCCAGUACAUGUUGAUGAGACAUCAACUUGCAACACUCAGGUUAUUUUCAACUACAAGUAACAAAAUAACAAACUAAAGGUUACGCCAUCCUUAAGCCUAUAAGGAGGGCUUAGUCUAGUUUGCACAGCUGUGGUUUGCAGGCUAGCUAUCCCCUGGAUUAAGACUAGUGAUUCUUCAUCACUGCUGUAGUCACAACGCUGAUGAUUAUUAGGGUAUCUGAAUGAAAACUGAAGAAGGGAGAGAAUGUUGGCAAACUAAAAGUAAUUGACAGAGAGAUAUUACUUAAGUUGGACAAUAGUGUCAAUGCUUUCUAGGAAAUCUGUGGACACUACAGAUAAAAUUUAAGUUUUCAUAUAUGUUAUUCUUUAUUGUUAGUCAAUGCAUUCAAUAAAUUAUUUCAUGCACAUUAAAAAAAAUCACUAUUUCCAACUCCCAACUAAAAAUAAGGGAAAACUGGAGCCCACACUGAUAAAAAAAAUUCUGAAGGUGCUUGCAAAUUGGUCUUUUAAAAAUACUCUUUCUAAGUUAGUAAUAAUGUAUUAUUUAAAAACAACUAAAGGACAAGUUUUAAUGUUCUCAGGACAAAUGAUAAAUAAUUAAUGUGAUAGAUAUGCCAAACAGACUGAUUUGAUAAUUAAUUUGUAUAUAUAUAUAUAUAUAUAUAAAAACACCAUACCAUAUCCUUCUAAAUGUAUAUAAUAUUUGUUAAUUGAAACAGAAAUCAACCUUCUGUAAUACUAUAGUAAUAGCCCUAGACAGGUGAUAAGCUUUUCAGGAGAAUAGAAGACAACCUUGCCUGGAAUAUUUCACUCCUUAUUUAGAGAUUCCAGUGUUCAAUUUUUCCAUGAAUAAACCAAAAAUGUUGUGAGGAGACAGAUAAUCUUAAAAGCCCGAUUUUAUCUUUAAAGGCAUAAAUAGCACUUGCAACAUAUGAACAUAAUAAUCUCUUAUUUCACUCAUUUUGUUAUCACUGUACUUACUAAUGAGAUGUAGAUUUCCUAGGGCACAAAAACAAGGAAAGUUUGGAACAUCCUAUGCCUCCUUUUCUUUAAAAGGUCAUUAAUAUACGACUAAUGACAAGUACAUACUUAAGUAGAUAACAAAUGAAUUGCACUCACCUGAUUCACAGUAAUGGGAGUCAUGCAAUCCUCUGAUACUCCAAAGUUUAUAUUUGGCUGGAAAGAAGAAAGCCAUGGAAGAAAUAAUGACAAGCCCUACUUGUAGGAAUAAAGGUAUUAGAAAUAUCAAGUCCAAGAAUCCUCUGAAACUGGAGCAUUUUAAGUUGUGAUCAGUGUUGUUUUUUUUCCAUACAAUAUGUCUCACAUUGAUCUGAACACUGUCGCUAGAAAUUAACAGGACCUUUCCUUCAACAAUAGUGCCAUUUAUGACCUUUGAACUAAGACAAGAAACAGCAUGUACAAAUAUAUACUGGAAAAUCAGGAAUAUUGUGACAUAUUAAGAAUUAGGAAAGAUUAUCUGAAGCAUUAUUCCAUUUUAAAACGAGUUACAAUUUGAGAAAUGCUGUAUUUAAAAGAUAAACUCUGCCUCCUAAAUAUCCCAUAACCUUCCCAAAUAGCACCACCAACUGAGUACCAAGUGUUCAAACUCAUAAGCCUGUGGGGUCAUGUCAUGUUCAAACACAGCACAAUGCAACCAGGAUGAAGUGAAAAAAACUUAACCCUGGUCUCAGAGGACCUAAGUUCAAAUCUUGACUACUUACCAAUCAAUCAUCGGAAGUCAGUUAAUUAUCCCAAAUAGCCCUUGGUCUGUUUGACUGUCAAAUGGAAAAUAGUCUCCUUUAGAAUAGCUAAGAUAUUGAGCCAAUGACGUGGCUCAGGAAAUAGAAGCAUGAUGGCAUGAGUUCCAUCUCCAAAACCCAUGGGAGAAAGAAAGCAGUGACUCCCAAGGGUUAUCCUCUGGCCUUCACAUGCAUACUAUGAAACAUACAUGUAUGCAGAUAUGAAUAAAUUUUUGAAAAAUGAAGAUACCUAAUGAAUUAAUGUACAUAAAAUAUGGCUUGCAAAAUGUAAACUACUGUAGAAAAAUGAAUAACUUUAACACUUUGUGAUUUAUAAUCUCUUUAACUCUUCGUAUUAGAUGCUGGGUUGGAUCUUAAGCAUUCUAUAUACAAUAAAGUGCCCCCCAGUGUACAAAAAAUAUUUGAAAAGAUACCUAUUAUGAGACAUACUAUAGUUUGAAUAUUAUAUGUCCCCCCAAAGGCCAUGUGUUAAAGGAUUAACCACUAUUGGGAGGUAAAAUAAAGUUGAAACAGUGGAUCACAUGUGACGUCUUCAAGUUAUAAGUGGUUACUAGGAUCCUGGCCCCUUCCCACCCCCAAUCCAAGCCAUAAAAUAAAUAGUUUUAUCAUACUUUCUUGCCAAGAUUUUUCUGGCCCACCACCAGAGAACUAAAAGCAAUGAGGUCAACAAACCAUGGGUUAAAACCUCCAAAUCCUGUCUAUCUCAAGUAUUUAUUACAGUAAAUGGAAUGCUAACAAAUGCGACAAUUUACUUUAGGCCAGAAUUUCAUGUUUCAACUGAUUUGUUAAUGAAUGUUACAGAAUAUAUUUAAUUUACUGAAGAUAAAAACUAUAGCCCAGUUUUGUUUAUGUGAUAAAAUUGAGAACCUGCUAGCAAUCCAACAACCCAACUUUCCUAUCUUUACUACCCUUUCCUCAGAUCUUCUCCCAGAGUAAAAGCCAUCUUUUUCUAUGGCCUUCCUUAUUCUCCAUGACAUAUUGAUGAAACCUGCCUUUCUCACAAGAAUAUUUUUCAAGAUAACGCUUUUAAUCUACAGAAACAAAAUUACCAUUCUGUUAAACACACACCCCAUAAAAAACACAAACUAAUAUGUCACCAUGAGUAAGCCAUAAUAUUUCAAAUAUGAUCAGUUGUGCUUUAUUUACUUCACUAGAAUUCAUCAACCUAUUCUGGAGAAGGAUCCUUAGAAAAGUGAAAUUGAGUUCGUAUUUAGUAUAGCCUGUAAGUAACAAAAUGUUCAUACUUUUAUCAAACAUUUUAACACAAGAAGAAAGUUAUCUGUGUUUUCCCUUUUCUUUAAAUGAGGCUGAAUUGAUGCACACAAUUGAAGCAAAGUUGAAGUCAUUAGAAUCUGGCAGGAGGUCAGAGAGCUAUCUAUGUGUUAUCUGUUGUUAAAUAUACUAAUGCCAAUAAAGGGAAUCAGAUUAUACUUGCCACAUAAUUUUAUACUUACCCAGAUUCUAUUUGGACAUCAGAAAGUUCAAUCUUGUUUGUGAAAAUGCAUAGGAAUUGAUGAAGCACAACCGUAAGACUUUGUUUUCAUUCGUUCUCUUUUAGAAACAAGUAAGAAUGGAAGCCACUCCAUCACAAGCAGUCAUGUCAAUCACUCAGAGCUAUUUUAAAAGAGAGAUUAUUGAUUUCCAGCUGACAUAGAGAAAGGGACGUCUAGACUUUUUCUCACUCUUUCUGGUGCUCCUUGGGUUGAUGGAGUACACACAGAGGUUUAGGAGAUCCUUUCACUGCUUUUUUGCACAUAGGUUUCUGGAAAUACCAUUCCUCAAUUUAAACUCUUUCCUGGCACCUCAGGACCCAGGUUAACAUUAUUUACUUGCAAAACAUAUGAAUUAUCAGAGCCAUGUGAAGACACAAGGUACCCUGGUAGCUUCCUAAGGUCCCAAGAGGCAUUGAGCAUCACUGCAAAUAUAACGAAGUAGGGAACUGCUCUCAGGAAGAAUAUGAUAUUAACAGGAAAAAAAAAAACCAUAGUAGCUGCUUGAGUGUAUAGGUGAGGUAGAGAUCCUGUCCCUGAAGAGCAAUUCAUGAGUAGUAGAUUGCUUUCUAUGGACAGUUUUAGGACGAUGGUGUUGUUUUGCUGAAUAUGAUAUACCAGUUUGGGCCAGACAUAAAUUGCUAAGAACAAAAGGGAAAGAGGAGCUUGCCUUCCCUGAGGGCUUCCUUUGUAUCUCUUCCAUCAGUAAAGUGUGCCUCAAUGUAAAGUCGUACAAAUAUUUAAGGAGGUUAUUAAAGCCAUAAAGUGGUGGGGCACAGUUGUAACCCUAUCUACUCAGGAUGGUAAGGCAGGAGGAUCAUAAGUUUGGGGCCAGCCUUGGUAACUUAUGAGGGCCUUGUCUCAAAAAAAAAAUUUAAGACGUGAGCUGGAGCUCAAUGUUAGAGCCCUUGCCUCACAUGUGUGAGACCCCGGGUUCAGUCGUCAGCAUCAAAAGUAAAUUCAAUUCAAUUGAUCUGAGAAAUGCAUCACCUCAUCAGCUCAGGUACUGGCCCAGCUCUGUGACUGCACUGAGUGUCCCAUUUCCAGAGUAAGCAUUGUACUGAUGAGCAUGGGUUUAGUGGAUUGCAGAAGAAAGGCACAUUUUCAAUGUCUCAUGAACAUCUAUGAAUCACUGGGCCACAGAGUUAGACCUAGUCUUCAGGAAAAAUAAAAGGGGCAAUUUUCCCAAUUCUGUUAUAGACUGAAUCAUCCAUACACAUGUUCAUUCACUUGCCAAGGUACUCACCUAAACUUUUUUUUCUGGUAGGAAGUUGACCUAUUUUGCCUGCUUAUAGUUAACAGAUUUUAUUUCUUAGGGAAAAUUUGGGUUUACGGAAAAACUGUGCAGAAGUUACAGGGCGAUUUAAUAUACUGUCCAUCUCUACCGUUUCUCUAGUUAUCUCUUUUGUAUCAGUGUGGCACAUUUAUUAGAAUUGAUGAGACAAUAUUUGGACUUUUUUUUUUGGUUUUUCGAGACAGGGUUUCUUUGUGUAGUCUUGGCUGUCCUGGAACUCACUCUGUAGACCAGGCUGGCCUCGAACUCACAGAGAUCUGCCUGGCUCUGCCUCCCGAGUGCUGGGAUUAAAGGCAUGUGCCACCACUGCCCGACUUUGGACAUUAUUUUUAACUUAAGGUAAUACUUUAUAAUAAGGUCCAUGCUUUGUAUUUUAGAGUACUGCUUGCCUUGAUAAAUGCAUAAACCAUAAAGAUUCCUUAUAGACUUGUUUCUUUUGCUUAGCAAUAUGCAUUUAAGGUUCUUUCAUGUCUUUUUGUGAUGUGAUACUUCAAUAUUUUCUGUGGUAAGUGCAAUUCACAUGAUACCAAUGCUCUUCACAAAAUUUUAAGUGCAAUGCAUAUACAUUUAUAUAUAUAUGUAAGUUUGCUUUUAUGUAUAAACUAUUCAAAGUAUAGAACAUUGAGAAAUCAAAUGUUUUAAUCUCAGGAGAUGAUAGGAAGUCUGCAUUCAUUUGGCUAUUUUGUAAUUGUUGGCUACAAAGUUCCUCUUUGCUUACCUUAACAUGUUUAGCACAAAAUUAGUAAUAAUAAUAUUUAAAUGUUUAAUAUGUUUAUUUCUAAGCUUCUAAAUGGGGUUUUAUGCUAGACUAAUGAUGUAUGCCAUCUUGGAAAUUAGGCAAAUGGUAAUGUAUUGUUCAUUAAAUUCACUUUCCUAUUAUCACUAA
Peromyscus californicus insignis is the source of this 13452-nucleotide messenger RNA. It is a transcript of the gene Sytl5, whose product is annotated as synaptotagmin like 5. NCBI's taxonomy places the organism in Eukaryota, Metazoa, Chordata, Mammalia, Rodentia, Cricetidae. Gene Ontology annotation, biological process: intracellular protein transport; exocytosis. Gene Ontology annotation, molecular function: neurexin family protein binding; small GTPase binding; phospholipid binding. The coding region runs from base 999 to 3263 and encodes 754 amino acids. Gene Ontology annotation, cellular component: exocytic vesicle; plasma membrane. The record is from RefSeq and is a predicted model, not a curated record. The transcript has 20 exons.